AGUCAGUCAUUCCAACUAGGACCCACACUGGGGUGGUUGGUGCUGGUGUGGCUAUGUUUAGAGACAUCUUUUAGAUCCUAUUCAUCAUCCGAAGUGUUUCCAGAAUUCAACCGCUCUAUCUAUUGGCUGGUGCACAAUCGGCGAAAAUACGGUUUCCGGCAUUUAUGUAUGCUUAUACUUGUACUUGUUUACACACUCCUCGGAGCAGCAAUGUUCUUCACUAUAGAGGCAAAACAUGAACAUCACUUAGUGACUGAACGUAAGGCUGCUCUCGACAAAUCAGUUCUCAUCAUUGCUGGACAACUGAUAUAUUGCUCUCCGGAAGCUCUUACCAUAAUGAAAUUUCAGUCUACUUACAUAUCCUUAUUGAAAGACGAGUCUUUGUAUGAAGGCAGUACGUACUGGAAAGCGUCGGAUGCAGAAAAUUUCAAAUGGACAUAUGCUAGUGCAUUUUUCUUUUCGAUGAAUUUAUAUACGACGACUGGUUACGGUUCAAUAGCUGCCGAAUCGAUGCUCGGUCGGAUAUGUGUUAUGUGGUAUUCUAUGCUGACGAUUCCAAUCACUUUGGUGGUGAUUCGUGAUCUUGGUCAAGCAACACUUGUUUGCAUAACUAAAGUCUAUACACUGAAAGUUGUUUUCAGAAGAACAAUGGGAUACUUGGAACCGCACGAGGACAGCAUGAUAUCUCUGCCAAUAAAGUUUUGCCUUAUGUUAUUAGCAGGUUACCUCUUAUUUGCUGCGGCAUUUAUCUAUUUAUUCGAUGAUUGGAUGGGUUACAUACCACACAGUGGUCUAUCGUUCUUCACUUCUCUUUAUUUCUCCUAUAUAUCUAUUUCGACAAUCGGCUUGGGUGAUAUUAUGCCCAACAAUGCAACGUUCCACCCAAUCAUCUCCAUCUUAUUCUUCUUCGGAAUGCCAGUGAUGAAGGUGGUCAACCGUGCCACGUAUAUCUGCAUAGAAAACGGGGUAUUUGGUAAGCUUUUUUCAGUCUUGAGCACACUGCUUUUAUUGAUAUGCAGCAUUCGCGAGGAUAAGGCUACAGAACUGCUUAAUGGCUUGACCAUUCGCUCGUUGGCCGCAUUCGCAAGGACGAAUGCCGAUGUGUAUGGAGGAGGAUUUGGACGAGUUAACUUACGGAAGGGUGAUCUCGUCCAGUCAAAAACGAGUGUUGGCCAGAAUCCGGAACCAUCGCCAUGA
This is a messenger RNA of Haemonchus placei, 1197 nucleotides long. Lineage: Eukaryota; Metazoa; Nematoda; Chromadorea; Rhabditida; Trichostrongylidae. The record is from the annotation of a GenBank genome assembly.